GCUCGGUAAUCACUCGCACGCGUCAGUAUCGUCGAUAUUCGCCGCGAGUCAUCCGGCUGGGCCGUUCGCUCGGCCGUCGCCCACUGAGAUAAUAGGAUGCGGUAUCGCGCGCGGUUCCGGUGCUACACCCCGUGUCCGCGGCUUCGCGGAUACGCUGUCGUGGCCGCGUCCCGCUGAGAUUAUGCGCGGUGUGCCGAUCCAUCGCCCGAGUGUGUGUGCGGGUUAACCUUAAGUAUAGCGAGCAGUGUUCUUUGCGCGCGUCCCAGGUAAGGUGAGGUGCAAAUCAAGAGAGAGAGAGAGAGGGAGAAAGAAAGGAAGAGAGGAAGAGAGAGAGUGUGUCCACACGCAGAAAAAACAAGACGAGGGAAGCGAUCGCGUAUAUUACAUACGUACGCACGCGAGCGAGCGAGCGAGCGAGCACGCACGUCAAGAUGUCGUCGUCGGGACACAGCAGUCGCACCCGCGCCGCCCACAUCGGCUCGAUCUUUCAAAAGCUGCACGGCCGUUUCGCCGACGCGAUGACCCCGCCGAAACUGUCGACCGACAAGCGUAUGCUGGACAAGACCUGGAAACUGAUGGACAAGGUGGUGAAGCUGUGCCAGCAUCAGCGGAUGAACCUGAAGAACUCGCCGCCGUUCAUCCUCGACAUCCUGCCCGACACGUAUCAGCGGCUAAGGCUGAUCUACAGCAAGUACGAGGACCGGAUGCAGGUGCUGCACAGCAACGAGCACUUCUGCGUGUUCAUCAACAACCUGAUGCGUAAGUGCAAGCAGGCGAUCAAGCUGUUCAAGGAGGGGAAGGACAAGAUGUUCGACGAGACCUCCCAUUAUCGUCGCAAUCUCACCAAGCUCAGCCUCGUCUUCAGCCACAUGCUGUCCGAACUGAAGGCCAUAUUCCCGAACGGGGUGUUCGCCGGCGAUCAGUUUCGCAUCACCAAGGCCGACGCGGCCGAAUUCUGGAAGGAGCGCUUCGGGAACAGUACGUUGGUACCAUGGAAGGUGUUCAGACACGAAUUGAAUCAGGUUCACCCGAUCAGUUCAGGACUGCAGGCAAUGGCACUGAAAUCCACGAUAGAUCUGACGUGCAACGACUACAUCUCCAACUUCGAGUUCGACGUAUUUACAAGAUUGUUCCAACCAUGGUCGACCCUGUUGCGCAACUGGAAAAUUCUGGCAGUGACGCACCCCGGCUACGUGGCCUUCCUCACGUACGACGAGGUGAAGGCGCGCUUACAGAAGUACUGCAUCACCAAGCCUGGGAGUUACGUGUUUCGAUUGAGCUGCACGAGGCUGGGACAAUGGGCAAUUGGCUAUGUCACGUCUGACGGUGAUAUUCUCCAAACGAUACCGCACAACAAGAGUCUAUGCCAAGCGUUAUUGGACGGUUAUCGGGAAGGCUUCUAUUUGUAUCCAGACGGCCGGAACAUCAAUCCGGACUUGACAUGGGCGGUGCAGCCGACGCCGGAGGAGCACAUCAAGGUUACCGCGGAACAGUACGAAUUGUACUGUGAGAUGGGUAGCACAUUCCAGCUGUGUAAGAUCUGCGCCGAGCACGACAAGGACGUGAGGAUAGAGCCUUGCGGUCACCUGCUCUGCACUCCAUGCCUCACAGCUUGGCAGGUAGAUUCCGAAGGACAGGGUUGUCCGUUUUGCCGGGCUGAGAUUAAAGGCACCGAGCAAAUCGUCGUGGAUCCGUUCGAUCCGCGAAGAACACACCGGCCCGGAGCGCAUUCGGCGUCCGCUAGUAACGCAUCGACCCCCACGCGGGAUCUCGACCCUGACACCGAGGACAUAAUGGCGCUGUGCAACGGAAACUGCGGUCUCAUAUGCGACGACUCGGACGAGGAAGACGACUCUAGUCCCACGAAUUCGCCGGUUCCGCCGCGGAGGAUCCUGCCGAGUCCGCCGUUGCCACCGAGAAGAACCUCGCCCACGCCGAACAACCACCUGAAGAACGGCCGUCACCUGACCGUGCCGAAGGAGAACGCCCCGCCACCGCCGACGGUCACCGCGGUGAUCAUGAAUUACGCCGAUGCUCCACAGAAUAACAAAGUGAACGCGGAGGCGAGGUACGACAUGCUGCAUCGUGCGUCUUCGCCGUCACCGGUAGUGCCGCCGAUACCGCCGGCGCCGUCGGCAACGGUGAGGGCUCGUCGCUCCCACGGGAACCACACGAGUACGUCGCAGCCACCGAUGUUGCCGGAGAAGCCGUGUCGCGCGACCAGCUCGACCACGGGGAAUCAGACGAGCAACCCGAGCAACGUGCCGCCUGCUGUACCGCCGCCCUUGUCAGCACCACGACCGCCGAAGGCCAGCAAGGAAGGCGCCCGACAAGAUCACCAUUACGAGAACACGAUCGUGAUACCCGGCACGAGACAACACGUCGUGAAGAAUAUCAACCUGGAGGCGAACAGGGCUCGUUUGACGGCCCUGAUGCGGGCCAGAGGCGACCCGGUGAGCGGCUCGCCGGUGACCAAACCGGAGUCCGCGGCGUACGAGAACGUCAACGUCGAGCACAUCACGAGACUGACGGCGCUCGGAUUCGCCCAGGACGCCGUCAUCAGGGCGCUCGGUAUUACCAGGAACGACCUCGAGAUGGCUUGUGACAUACUGCACGAAUUCGCCACGAAGUCCUCCUGACCAGGUACUAAUGGAAUAAAGCCGGACUGUUAGACUGACAAAUCCGUCGGGAGACUAUUUAUUGUACGAGAAAAGAAAAGAAUUCCUACAGCUGAACAGGGAAUAGAUGAAAAUUUUGUGAGGAGGUAAUGAGAACUCUCGACGGCGAGAAAUGAUAUUUCAUGGUUCCUUUUCCGUUCUUCUCCGCUGGCUAAGCUAAUUCAAGAAGCGUGAAACUGAAACGUUUUUUAUUCCAGUGCCGCGAAACUCCGAUAUCAAAGGUAUGUUUUCUAAUUCAGUUCAGUUCCAAUACGAGAAUAGAGAAAGAAAUCCCCUCUGUCACCGUGACAGAAAACACUCGUGUGAACAUUCAGUCGCAUUGAAACUCAGUUCGAACAACCGAGAGAAAUUGAAACCGAGAAGAAACUUCCCAAGAAGAAUCUUUUCUCGCAACUUCAAGUUUUCAUCUGAUCCCUAAGCGGAGGAACGUUCACCAAUGAAAUUAUUUCCCCCGUGUGUCAGUAAAGUUGGUCGACAGCUUAUUUUUGUUUCGAGCAGACACGUUGAAUGCCAUCGACGCUAAUAAUAUUACCAUGUUUCGUUAAUUUACAUGUAAAACGGUAUCUGAUUGCGUAGAACAAAUCAGAUACAUAGUCGAGCCAGCAAAUGUAUAUUUCGUGAAUCGUGCUUAUUUACCGUAUCUCUCACGAUUCGAGCUGUCAAAUCCGAGCGUUGGAAUGAGUCAACGUGUGGCGAUCAACGUGUUGAAGCACGUGGCGCAAACGUCACUGUUAACACUGACAUGUAUAUAAUAAAAUCUGUCGUAGGGCCGAAUGCCGAGGUCUCAUGACCGGCCUUACCCGCCAGACGGUACUUUUGACAGGGAACACACGCGGAGUCCUGCAAGUCCCACCUCUAAUGCGUUCACAGACACACAUCGCGUGUUUUCGCGUAGUCUCAGUACCGCGUCAGUACAUUACCGAGGACUCGACGGUGCCCAGUUUUGAACCGAGAAACAUUGCGCGACGAUUCCAGUUGCAGGCGGGUGAGCCUAUCGAGAAUCUAACGAAGGAAAGUCGAUCGGGAGAAACCGCACACUUCCAACGAGAGAGAAGAAUUUGUGGAGUAAGCACGGGGAAACAUCCAUCGGACACAUAUGUAUCGCAUAUACAAAGCGCACACACAUAUACAAACAUAUACACAGAGAGAGAGAGAGAGAGAGAGAGAGACCUCGUUGCAUAGAUUCCACGUAGACAUUUCUCUCUUAGCACUCACUCAGUGCGAGUCUGCGAGGCGAACUGUAAAUGAAAAAUUCCAAAUAUUCUCGUUUCUUGACACGUACAAAGACUGGCCGUUCCGCUGUGACGUGUGUGUGUGCGUAACACGAGUGUGUUAAGUAAAGGUGACGAUCGACCAAGGGUGAUUUUACGGCUGCCGAAGUAUUCCUCCACGAGCUAUAUAUAUAUAUAUAUGUGGCAAGUAGUAAUAAAUCCUACUUCUUUUUUUUUUUAGUACCUCUCGCUUUAGUUACUAUAUUUCGUUCCUCAAUAUACUUAAGAUAGUGAUUAAAUUGUGCGUUUACAAAGAGAACUUGCUUGUACGCUGACGAGAUGAAAUAAUAGACGGAGAAAGAAUAUGUGAGUGAGUGAAUGAGUGAGUGAGUGAGUGAGUGAGUGAGUGAGUGAGUGAGUGAGUGAGUGAGAGAGAG
Dinoponera quadriceps is the source of this 4326-nucleotide messenger RNA. It is a transcript of the gene Cbl, whose product is annotated as E3 ubiquitin-protein ligase CBL. Gene Ontology annotation, biological process: cell surface receptor signaling pathway; negative regulation of epidermal growth factor-activated receptor activity. Gene Ontology annotation, cellular component: plasma membrane; membrane raft. The record is from RefSeq and is a predicted model, not a curated record. NCBI's taxonomy places the organism in Eukaryota, Metazoa, Arthropoda, Insecta, Hymenoptera, Formicidae. Bases 432 to 2639 code for a protein of 735 amino acids. The transcript is spliced from 7 exons. Gene Ontology annotation, molecular function: calcium ion binding; ubiquitin protein ligase activity; phosphotyrosine residue binding.